Pseudophryne corroboree (corroboree frog) is the source of this 3628-nucleotide messenger RNA. Its product is annotated as ATP-dependent RNA helicase DDX25-like. Gene Ontology annotation, molecular function: ATP binding; RNA binding; RNA helicase activity. The record is from RefSeq and is a predicted model, not a curated record. The coding region runs from base 146 to 1600 and encodes 484 amino acids. The transcript has 12 exons. Gene Ontology annotation, cellular component: nucleus; cytoplasmic stress granule. Gene Ontology annotation, biological process: poly(A)+ mRNA export from nucleus. NCBI's taxonomy places the organism in Eukaryota, Metazoa, Chordata, Amphibia, Anura, Myobatrachidae.
UGGCGCCGCUCAGCGGUGAGAGAGUGACGCUGUCCUGAGUCCUGCGCUGCGAGGGGCGGAGUCAGGGGUUAGAUGCCCCGCCCAGGCGCUGGGAGGGGCGGGCAGAAGUUGGACGGGUCGUUCAGCAGAGUGCACGCGAGAGACAAUGUUGCGUGGCCGUGGGGUUAUGGCGCGAGCAUCCCCCGCCCUGCGUGGGGCCUGUCACCCGGAGCCCACAGACCUGCAGAAUAACAAUAUUCUAGAUUCCAGAAUCCAGCAUAAUUGCAGAAAACACGCCGGUGGCUUCUAUGAGAAAGACGAGGACACGUUUGAGGACUCUGCAGAAAGAUCGCUCCUUAACAAGCUGAUCCGGAAGUCCGUUGUGGAAUCUUCUUACAAUGUGGAAGUGCAGCACAAUGAUCCAUCGUCGCCGUUGUUCUCGGUGAAGACGUUUGAGGAGCUGCGACUGAAGCCUGAACUGAUACAGGGAAUCUACGCAAUGGGAUUCAACAGACCUUCCAAAAUCCAGGGGACGGCUCUUCCACUGCUGCUCGCAGACCCCCCCCAGAAUCUAAUCGCUCAGAGCCAGUCCGGAACUGGGAAAACAGCCGCUUUCGUCCUCGCCAUGCUCAGUCGCGUGGAGGCCCAGGAAAAAUAUCCACAGUGUAUCUGUCUCAGUCCUACGUUCGAAUUGGCGUUGCAAACAGGACAAGUUAUAGAACAAAUGGGGCGGUUCUGUGACGGCAUCAAUGUGAUUUACGCUAUACGGGGAAACAGACCGUCCAGAGGCAGCAGAAUAGAAGCUCAGAUCAUCGUCGGAACCCCGGGAACAGUAAUGGAUUGGUGCUUCAAGCUAAAGCUUUUUAACUUGGAGAAGAUCCGUGUGUUUGUCCUGGAUGAAGCGGAUGUCAUGAUUGGGUUACAGGGUCAUUCUGACCAUAGUGUGCGAGUGAAGAGAGCGAUGCCGCUAGACUGCCAGAUGCUCCUGUUCUCCGCGACGUUUGAGGAGUCCGUGUGGUGUUUUGGGGAGAAGAUUGUGCCAAACCCUAACAUCAUAAAACUGAGGAAAGAAGAGCUGACACUUGAUAACAUUCAGCAGUUUUAUGACGCUUGUGAAGAGAAGGAAGACAAGUACCAGGCGCUGUGUAACAUCUAUGGCGCCAUAACAAUCGCUCAGGCCAUUAUCUUCUGUCAGACUCGCAAAACAGCCAAUUGGCUGUCACAUGAGAUGGCUAGAGCUGGACACUGCGUGGCGCUGCUAAGCGGAGAGCUCCCAGUGACGGACCGCGCCGAAAUUAUUCAGAUAUUUCGUGAUGGCAAGGAGAAAGUCCUCAUCACUACAAACGUCUGCGCCCGAGGAAUUGAUGUGGAACAAGUGUCCAUUGUAGUCAACUUUGACCUUCCUUUGACUAUGGAAGGCUACGUAGAUUACGAGACUUACCUGCAUCGAAUUGGCCGCACCGGCAGAUUUGGCAAAAAGGGCGUGGCCAUCAAUCUGGUGGAGAAAUGCUGCUUAUAUAUGCUGCGGGACAUUGAGGAGCAUUUUGACACAAAGAUCCAGAAACUGAACACACGAGACAUGGACGAGAUAGAGCAGCUGUGUUACAAAGUAUCUGUAUAAUUCCUGCAAUAUACUCAGCUGUGCUUUAUGUGUUGUAAGUUGCAGCACUUAUGUUUCAGCACUAUGGGGGCUGCCACACCUGUGUAUGUAAUAUGUAGUUACCAGGUAUCCCCAAUGUGUCCUGUGUGUGUAAUAUGUAGUUAGCAGGGAUCUCCAAUGUGUCCUGUGUGUGUAAUAUGUAGUUACCAGGGAUCUCCAAUGUGUCCUGUGUGUGUAAUAUGUAGUUACCAGGGAUCUCCAAUGUGUCCUGUGUGUGUAAUAUGUAGUUACCAGGGAUCUCCAAUGUGUCCUGUGUGUGUAAUAUGUAGUUACCAGGGAUCUCCAAUGUGUCCUGUGUGUGUAAUAUGUAGUUACCAGGGAUCUCCAAUGUGUCCUGUGUGUGUAAUAUGUAGUUACCAGGGAUCUCCAAUGUGUCCUGUGUGUGUAAUAUGUAGUUAGCAGGGAUCUCCAAUGUGUCCUGUGUGUGUAAUAUGUAGUUAGCAGGGAUCUCCAAUGUGUCCUGUGUGUGUAAUAUGUAGUUACCAGGGAUCCCCAAUGUGUCCUGUGUGUGUAAUAUGUAGUUAGCAGGGAUCUCCAAUGUGUCCUGUGUGUGUAAUAUGUAGUUACCAGGCACACGCUGCUCACAGAAUGUUUUGUUGCACUUAAAAGGUUUCUGUUCUCACAAAGGAUAUUUUAUUUUUAUGUUUUCAUUUUCGACACACCUCACAGAUGUCACCCUAAUCUAUUUUGUCACACCAGCCUGUAACCCAAGCAUAUGUACCGUCACUCCAGCCUAUAUGGUCGUCACCCCCCCCCCCCCCCCCAUAACUGCAGCCCACCAUCACCCCAGUUUAUAUUGUCACCCCAGUUUUUAAGUGCAGCGUAUGUUGUUCCCACCUCUUGUAAGCCAAUCCUAUAUGGUCACCCCACCUUAUAUUGUCACCCCAGUUUAUAUUACCGCCACCGAUAACACCAUCUUAUAUUGUCACCCCAGUUUAUAUUACCGCCACCGAUAACACCAUCUUAUAUUGUCACCCAAUCUUAUAACCCCAUCCUAAAUGUGUGUCCAUUUACAGCUAGUCUCCCGGAUCGUUGAAUAGCCCUUCUACACACGCCAUGCCGUGGUGUGACUCUAGCGCCAAGCGUCUUUUCAUACAACUUUUUCCAUUAAAAUGCAUCUUGUUUACAAACUGAUGCUUAUAGGACGCACAAGCAUGCUGAUUACAAUGAUAUGCGUCAUGCCUAUAUUCUGUGUGCAACCGCAGCUGUAUCUGCAUACGGAAUGCUAUGUUACAGUGAUUUCCGGGUCUCCAUGUGCAGAUACAGCCGCGCUCACACACAGAAUACAGGCAUGACGCAUAUCAUUGUAAUCGUCAGAGUCUGCUUGUGCGUCCUAGUCACAUAGCGAUGCAAAUAAGACACAUCUGUAUAUUGUCACCUCGUCUUAUAACCCCAGCCUAUGUUGUCACCCCACGUUAGAACUCCAGCCUAUAUGGUCCUCUAAGUAUAUAACCCCCACCCCUUCCUCUGUCGCCCCAACAACCUAUAUGGUCGCCCCAGCCUGUGUUUUGUAUUAAUUACAGCUGCACCCCCAGUUAGAUGGGAGAAUCCCUGUCCACUUGCAGCUCUGCAUUAGUCCGUGGCGCCAGCUUCUGCCCAGGGCUGCAGAUGAACCGCUAUGCUCUGGGGAAGCCGGCUGUGUGGAGUUGCCCAUCACUCAGAUAUUUGGGUAGAGGGGCCAGAAGUAGGAACGUUUAUUUCCCGUCUCUAAGAGAUUGCAGAAGUAAUUGCUUUAUUCCGAUUUUUAGACAGUAUCUUCUCAUUUCACUUUUUUGAAAAUAGUGACACGCGUCUGCGCCCAGCUGUGGUGUCAUCAUGUGUCAGAUUUUACCUGUGUUCUGUUACAUCUUGUUGUGUUUUGUACUCCACGUGUAGUGUAAUCAUUUAUUCACGAUUUGAAGUGAAGUUUCAUUUUUUUUUCUUACUGAUAUGGUGUUCCUAUAUUGUGCUGUAUACUGUAUGCCUUGUCAGUAAAAUCGGUGUGUUCCA